CUUUAACUCCCAGAAGUGAUUAACAUACAUUAUUGAGCAAACAGGUAAUGAGAAAACUCAAACUUAGACAAGUAGAAGUUGUUAUCUUGAUCCGGUAUCACCAAAUUCUUGUCACCAAUUUACCAAGGAAUGAGUAGAAGUAAGAGGGGAGAAUUAACAAUCAGAUCUUGGGAGUUAAAGGAUUAAGGAAGACCGUUGGGGACCUGGACCUUGUCACGUUUCACUGAACACAAUAACAAAGAGUCACUGUGAGUUUCUCGAAACUUGAAUUUUUAUCAAUUUGCCCUCAGGGACGUUGCUUUUUAAAACAUGCUAUAGCUCGAAACAAGUCGAUAAUGAGUGGGCCAGCUUACAGUCGACCGUGUGUUGACCUCGAAUUUGCUGAGCAGUUAGUAAGGAAGUUGUACAACUUUGAAAGGAUAAGCGAAAUUAAGGAGUUAGACAGCUUCAGCGACCGAAACUUUUACGUUCGAGGGCAUAAACGCAUCACAGGUCAAGAAGAAGUCGCGAGCAACUUUUACCCUAAUCAUCUCGAACAAGGGGAAUACGUCUUAAAAAUUUUAAACUCUGAUGACAGCAAGCAUGGUGAUCUUGUUGAAGCUGAAAACGCAGCAAUGUAUUUUUUGAGGGAAAGAGGCUUCCCUUGCCCGCUGUUGUUUCCUUUGGCUGGAGGUGUAGAUACAAAAUCACUCGUUCGAAUUCCGGUGAGUUCGAAUGCUAAAUGUGGCGCGAACAAAAACACCCUUCAAACUGCCGAAUACGAAUGGUGUAUGGCUCGUCUGAUAUCCUUCCUUCCAGGCCAAACGGCAAGGAGUUUAGAGAGGAAAAUGAGCUUCGAAAAUCUUUUCAUGGUUGGCAAGUUUAUCGGGAAUUUGAGCAAGGCUUUUCAGGUACGCUACCACGUAUAUAGGCAUAAAACAGCGGUCUGCGGCAAACGGUUUAGUUCUCGGUUCGAACGAUGAUGUUAAAUGGAUGUAACUUUUGCUCCCCUUUAUUUCCUGGAGACGAAAACAAGGGUAGUAAUCUCACGGUAUAAAAAUUGACCAGAAUUAAUUUGCACUUAAUCGACUCUGAAAUUUUUGCUUGUAAACUAUGAGUUACGUAAACAGUAUUUACUUGUGCUAUAAAUAAACAGAUAAAUUUAGCUUUCAGCUAUAAAAUGAUUCCCACGUUUCGCGCUUACGGAUGAGGCAAAUUUUAAGUUGAACUAAUUUUUUGUGAAAGUGUAAUAUUGUCGUGACACUUUAAUAUCAUUGUUGGAUUCUGAAAUCAUCUUGAUGUACAAAGGAACCAUGCAACCAGAAAUCGACCCAUCUCAAAUCAAUUAAUUAAUUCUCAUAUGUAAUAUGUUUUUGUCCGUUUCUAGGAUUUCAAAAGUCCUGUAUCACUCAUUAAGUCAGACAGAUGGUGUAUAGAAAACCUAGCUUCCCUCGAGUCUUGCGUUUCUUCCAUUGAAGGCGAAGAAAAUAAGAAGCUUGUCCGUGAUGUCCUGGACCGAUUUGCGACUAGCGUAACUCCGAAGAUUUCUCUUUUACGGCUCGGCACAAUUCACAAUGACCUAACUGACACGAAUCUGCUUUUCGACACGAAUUUUGGUGAGCUUAGAAUUUCCGGACUGAUCGAUUUUGGUGACAUCCGCUGGUCAUGUUAUCUGUUUGAAUUGGCGACGGCUGUGGCCUCAUUCACCAAGGAAGACGACGUCUUUGUGUCCAGCGGUUACUUUAUAGCUGGUUACGAGGCUGUUUUUCCUCUCACUAGUCAAGAGUUUGAGCUGUUGUACGACGUCAUCUGCGCUCGAUUGUGUCAAGUUUUCCUUAUAACGUCAGAAAAAGAGAAAGAAUGUCCAAACAACGAAUAUGUAAAGAAAUUAAAGAUGGAUUACCUGAUGAAAUUGAAAGCUUGGUCGUCAAACUCGAGGGAUGAAGUUAUGUCGGUUUGGCGAAAAAUUGGGAGACACAGACACAAGCUGUAUUAG
Molecule: messenger RNA, 1975 nt
Organism: Pocillopora meandrina
Lineage: Eukaryota; Metazoa; Cnidaria; Anthozoa; Scleractinia; Pocilloporidae
Source: the annotation of a GenBank genome assembly